Messenger RNA from Actinia tenebrosa (Australian red waratah sea anemone), 1865 nucleotides. Its product is annotated as enkurin domain-containing protein 1. Lineage: Eukaryota; Metazoa; Cnidaria; Anthozoa; Actiniaria; Actiniidae. The record is from RefSeq and is a predicted model, not a curated record. Gene Ontology annotation, cellular component: cytoplasmic microtubule.
UAAAAAAUAAACGACAAAAAAAACUCGAACUAAAGUUCACUUUCCAUUCCCUGGCUAGGUAAUAACCUCUAGCGUGCUGUAUCUCAGCAUCGGUUAGUAGUUUUUCCAGAAAGGGCAUUUUUUAGGUGUUUAAGAGUUUAAGAGGCGAUUUUGUUUUGGCUCCAAUGUUCGAAGAUCCAGUCGAGUCGUUGGAAUAAUGCUGUCAACAUGGACGAUACCAACUGAUCCUGGUUAUAACACUAGAAGACCUAACACUGCUAACAGAUACGAACCAACGGGAGAUCAAUGUCGACCUAAGCCAAGAGUAAAGCCUGAAGCCUUGUCGAAUGCGAUAAAAGGACAAGGUUCGCUAUCUCAGCUGUUUAAUCCCAACUCGAAACCAUACAAUCUUCUGUCAAGACCAGGUUCUGCUCAGCCCAAGGACUUUACCAAAGAAAAUGCAUAUCAUAUCAAACAAAUGCAGAGAGCCAACCGCAAGAAACAGCAAGAUGCAGCAGCAGGAGAACCAGUUAAAGCUGUAUAUAAACCUGAUAAGUUUGAUCAUGUAGAGUCAAAAGUAGCUCAAGAGCUUAAGGCACCUUUGCAAGCUCCAAGACCAAGCUCUGCAACAUUUUUAAGAGCACAUUCAAGAAAUGGUCCCCCAGUUAAAGAUAGACCUUCAUCUGCAGAACCUGUUAUACCAAGGGAAGAAAAACUAACAAUACCUAAAGCAGCUGCUUCUAAAGAGAAUUCUCCACCAAAGAAAAACCCAAACCAUAUCGCACAAAAUAUACGACGAUUAACAGCUUCACCUGGUCCUCGUAGAGCUCCUUCCACCAUGGCACUGGAAAAUCUAAAAAAGAAAAAACAAGAGGAAGAAGAGAAAUAUAAAAAGGGCAUAGUUCCUAAAUAUCUGAAAAAACGACAAAAGCAGUGGAAAAAAGAGGAGGAAAUGCGAAUAGCUAACAUCCCAGACCCAAGCAUCCCUCCUGGACAUGCGCUUAUGCCACGAGAUGAACGAUUACAGACACUAGACGCACUACAAAAAAAUCAAGAAGAACUUCUCAUCGAACUUCGUUCCCUUCCCGUCAGAGUCGACACACUUCGGGUGCGAACGAAAAAAGCCGAACUAGAACGACGCCUUUCCGAGAUAGAAAGCGCAAUCAAAAUAUUCUCCAGACCGAAGGUGUUCGUAAAAAUCGACGAAUAACCUUCACACAAAAACAUAUUUUUGUAAAUAUUAUAUUCUCAUGUAGAUCUUUAGGAAUAUAGUGUUAUAUACCAACAUCCCUGACCAGGACGGGCGAACCAGGAGUUUGAUUACCUUAUUCGGGCUUCCUGUGGAUUGCCAGAGGAAUGAUAUUUUUUUCUCCCGUUACAAAUUGAUCGGUGUCUAGGGUGCAUGCGCCUUACCGCUGAGUUCAUGAUAACGAAGGCUCGCAGCACACCAUAGCCUUGGUACAAGGGCGUCUAGUUUAAGAUCGAAAAUAAUCCUAACCAUGCAGUGUUAUCAUUACACAUACUAGUAUUCAAUGCUUAAUCGUAUAAAUCCCACAUAUGUAACUACAAUUAUUUUCUAAAACGACCAUGUGCUGGAUUAUGUGACGAUUCUUGUGAUGCAAUCAUACUCAGAAGGAAGUAGCCAUGGCCGCCAUGUUGGAUGCCAAAUGAAUCAAGAAAAAUUAUUUACUUUUUUCGGUCAAGAAAUUCUGUGCCAAGGGACUGUCAAUUAGCGAAAAAUCACACAUUUUCCUGGCAUAUUUCUUAUGUGCUGGCAUUAUUUACAUAAGGUUCACAAUACCUUUUACAAUCAAAACGGUUCAAACUUCCCACUCCCCCAGGUUCCAUUAAUGGUUUCGUUAUUCGAAUAUUAAAAUUUAUAAUUC